Gopherus evgoodei (Goodes thornscrub tortoise) is the source of this 4331-nucleotide messenger RNA. It is a transcript of the gene GABRA1, whose product is annotated as gamma-aminobutyric acid type A receptor alpha1 subunit. The transcript is spliced from 10 exons. Gene Ontology annotation, biological process: synaptic transmission, GABAergic; nervous system process; monoatomic ion transmembrane transport. NCBI's taxonomy places the organism in Eukaryota, Metazoa, Chordata, Testudines, Testudinidae. Gene Ontology annotation, cellular component: GABA-A receptor complex; postsynapse; neuron projection. Bases 480 to 1847 code for a protein of 455 amino acids. Gene Ontology annotation, molecular function: inhibitory extracellular ligand-gated monoatomic ion channel activity; GABA-gated chloride ion channel activity; benzodiazepine receptor activity. The record is from RefSeq and is a predicted model, not a curated record.
AGAAGGAUUUGAGUCUGCAGCCAGAGAGAAAGGGAUUAGGGCGAGAGCACUGGAAGUUAAAUUGUGCUGCAUAUAAAAAAAAUGGGCGGAUUGGUCUCUAGAUGAGAGCUUGGUACCACCUUCCUUUCUAAAAUAAAAUCUCUCUGGCAUGAAGUCACAGCCUAUUUCACAUCCGGUUUACCCUGGGACGUAUUACUACUGUCUUGGUAAAGAGAAAGCUUUUGUUGUGUAGCUGCGGUCUGAAUAUUGGGAAAAGAAAUUUGGGUGUUAAAUCUUUAACACCGAAGCAUCGGCAGAAUCCAUGAUGGCUGAGACCGAGUGACUGAGAAGCAGAGCCGGGGAAAGCAGCACAGCCUCAGCCGCUCUAAAGGCUCCUUACCUUCAAGCAGCCCCGAUUUCUUGAGCGAUUUUCUCUGGCAGACUUUUUCAGUCAUUCUGCUAACCUGUGCCCAGAGGGGCUCUAGCUUUCAGAGCCCAUCAUGAAGAGCAUUCUAGCACUUUGUGACUGUCUUUGGGCCUGGACCUUGCUUUUGAAUACACUGUCUGGAAGAAGCUAUGGACAAACUUCAUUACAAGAUGAAAUUAAAGACAAUACUACAGUGUUUACCAGAAUACUGGAUCGUCUGCUGGAUGGUUAUGAUAACCGCCUGAGACCAGGACUGGGAGAGCGUGUAACUGAAGUGAAGACUGACAUCUUUGUCACCAGCUUUGGGCCUGUUUCUGACCAUGAUAUGGAAUAUACAAUAGAUGUAUUUUUCCGUCAAAGUUGGAGAGAUGAGAGACUAAAAUUCAAAGGACCCAUGACAGUCCUCCGGCUAAAUAAUUUAAUGGCCAGCAAGAUUUGGACACCUGAUACUUUUUUCCACAAUGGAAAGAAAUCAGUGGCUCACAACAUGACGAUGCCUAACAAACUACUACGAAUUACAGAGGAUGGGACACUGCUGUAUACAAUGAGACUGACUGUGAGAGCAGAAUGUCCAAUGCAUUUAGAAGACUUUCCAAUGGAUGCACAUGCUUGCCCACUGAAAUUUGGAAGCUAUGCCUAUACCAGAGCGGAGGUUGUGUAUGAAUGGACAAGAGAACCAGCGAGGUCUGUGGUUGUGGCUGAAGAUGGCUCUCGAUUGAACCAAUAUGAUCUUCUGGGGCAAACUGUUGACUCUGGAAUUGUUCAGUCCAGUACAGGGGAGUAUGUUGUUAUGACUACCCACUUCCAUUUGAAGAGAAAGAUCGGUUACUUUGUCAUUCAGACAUAUCUACCAUGCAUCAUGACAGUGAUUCUGUCCCAGGUGUCCUUCUGGCUUAACAGAGAAUCCGUUCCAGCAAGAACUGUAUUUGGAGUGACAACUGUUCUCACAAUGACCACCUUGAGCAUCAGUGCAAGAAAUUCCCUUCCAAAGGUGGCCUAUGCCACAGCUAUGGAUUGGUUUAUAGCAGUUUGCUAUGCAUUUGUGUUUUCAGCACUCAUCGAAUUUGCAACAGUGAACUACUUCACAAAGAGAGGUUACGCCUGGGAUGGCAAAAGUGUUGUUCCUGAAAAGCCAAAGAAAUUGAAGGAUCCCCUCAUUAAGAAAAAUAACACAUACACAGCAACAGCAACAAGCUACACCCCUAAUAUUGCCAGAGACCCUGGGCUGGCUACCAUUGCUAAAAGUGCAACAAUAGAGCCCAAAGAAGUUAAACCAGAAACAAAACCACCAGAACCCAAGAAAACUUUUAACAGUGUCAGCAAAAUUGAUCGACUAUCAAGAAUAGCUUUCCCACUGCUUUUUGGAAUCUUUAAUUUAGUCUACUGGGCAACUUAUUUAAACAGAGAACCCCAGCUGAAAGCCCCAACUCCACAUCAAUAACCCUGUUAACUCAUGUAGUUUUUUGUUCAGUCUUUUGCACUGGGGAUUGCUUUCAGUUUGACACAUAGUAAUUCCCAUUUGCUUCAUUGCCUCUGUCUUAAAGAAAAUGAAGGUUUCCUUAUUUUUUAAAAAAAGUAUAUAUCUAUAUUUAAAAACAAGUAACCCUGUAUACUAGGGCCAUAACAAUGUGAUGUGUACACCUGGGAACCAUGAUUCUGAAGAAGGGGAAGGAAAAGUUCAGUAAUGAAAAUGAAUUCAAAACCAUUUGUAGAUAGCUUAUUACUGAAUGUCCCAACAAAGAUACUGUACAUGUAUGUGAAAUAUUUUUAUGCAAAAUAAUUGUGGGGGAAAAUACUGUAUGAUGUUCAUGUAGCACAUACUGUAGUGUACUUACCAUUUACAGAGCACUGUUUAUGUUAUAUAUUUUUCAAGGCUGCAAGGCUUUCAAUUUUGUCAAAUUCCAUGAGAUACAUUAUAUUUCCAGCUCUUCUCUCCCCUCCCUCCCCAAUCCCCCGUGCCCCAAUCCCCAGUCACUGGUCUUAUAAUAUGUAAUGUUCUUUAAAGAAAAGGAAGUCCGAAUACUCUAGGAACAGUUUAUCACUGUACAGCACAUAUAAUUCAAUGGUAAUGAAUGCUUUAAUCUGCUGUCUUGAGGCAGUCUUGUUCUAAGCAUUAAUUUGUCACUAGACUAGACAAGAAAUCAGUUGCACAAUUAAGUGCAGAAUUCAAAUGCCCUUUACCCCAUGUGUAAUCAAACCAGUACCUGGAUGCUUUUACAGGUAGCUUUUAUUUAUCAAUAUGUUUCAGAAAGAAAAAAAGGGUUUUGCAAGCUCUAGAUAUGUUGAAUGUAUUCUUUUAUAAAACAGUACAUUAAAAAGCUUUAGAUUAAAAUUUAUGGACAGCAGAAAGACAAAAUAUAGUAUUUAAAUAAUAUAUGUAAAUAUGCAGCAUGAGAUUGUACUUUUUUUACUUUUUUAAAGUUGUGUUCUUAAAAUAUUGUGUAGGGUUCAUCUAUCUUAGCUCUUAAUAUGUUGUUAAAUGCUAAAGGAAACAUAUUUAGAGCCUGCAUUAAAAAAGUCAGUGAUACUGGAAAGACUACAAAAGGAAAGAAAGAGCUUGGAGUUAAUUUCAUUUGUAAAGUGGUUAAGUGUACAGUCGUUUGCAAUUUGACAAUGCCAUCCAAUGUAUACUAUUAGAUAAAUGACUGGUCUGCUCAGGUCAUGCAUAAAUACUAACAAAUGGAAUAUAUUUAGUAGGUAAAACUGGUAAAAUACUUGUUAAGACAGAAAAAUCAUCUGUAUAUUACUGCUAUAUUUGCUGAUACAUAACUGUUACAAUAAGUGAUGUAAUAUAUGUAGCAUUCAAUACAAAAUCAUACACAAAAGAAUGUACAGGAAAAUAGAUUUUAUUGAAUAAACUUACUACAUUUCAUUUUUACUGUAGCAAUAUAUUUGUAGGAACAAUAUGUAAGGGCUUUAAAUACAAGAUGUCCAUUUUGCAGGUAUGGUAUUCCCUUUAAAACAAUUCUAGUUAGUUUCAUUACUGCUGAGAACUUCUUAGAAAUAUCAAUUUCAGAGAAGGAAUUUUCAAAGAGAUUGAGAGAUUGAUGGAUUUUUGCAAGCGUUAAUUCAGAAUCCACAAAACAUAGUAUUGAGUGAAUUUAAAAACAAUGCCACAUGAACAGUCAGCAAAUUAGUUAAUGAGACAGUCAAGUUUCAUAGUUAUGUUUCUGGCAAUGUUUUAUAAACUCUUCUCAAUAAAUCAAGAGGUUACCUAGCAAUCUACAAACAAAAAAAAUUGUUGUUUUAUUUAGAAAAGAUUUUUUUUAAAAAAUGCUUCAUUGUCUAACAUUUAGUCCUGUCUAAACUUGAUAAGCUAAUCUGAUUGGAGUUUAUUAAAGGGGAUGUUUCAUCUUCUGGUUCAUGUGUAGAUAUAUGUAUAGAAAAAAUAAAAUAUGGCUCUUUAACUUCUGUGUUCUUGUUUAUCUUGUUAUUUUUGGCGUUAAUCUAGUGUGUUCAUUUAGGGUAUUUUAUCUUCCUAGCUAUUCAUAGCUACCUUUUGGUCUGCAUUUUGCACAUUAGAUGUGAAUAUUACUUAAUUAGUCUGCUUUUUGCUAUGCAAUGACUGCAUUAUAUCACCUCUUAGUUUGUUAGUCUAUGUGAAUAGUAUUAUACUGUAUAAAUUUGAUUGCACAGUUUAUCAGAUAUAAAGUAUUCUCUAUGUAGCUUUUUUACAGUGCUUUGCUAAACCAUGUAAUAAUAGUAAGUCUUCCUUGAAAAUAAUGAUACACUCUUAUAGAGGACAGUUCCUGUUUACUCCUGGGAUAAUUUUAAAAAGUUGAAAUUGAAUGUUUAUUGCACCUCAGUGCAGUAAUGUGGCAAUAAAACUUAAAUCUAGUAGAGGUUGUUUAUGGCAGAAGCAUGUAUUUGCUUUACAGAGUUUAGCAAAAGCUCUUUAUUUUAUGUCAGACUGUAAUUCUAUUAU